UUUCAGCUUCUUCUGAGCAGUGCAGUGGUUCAUUGUGACCACAGGAGGGCAGACUGCUCUCAUGCUCACCUGACUGAGCGGAAACAGGACAGGUGUCAACAGGUGACUGAAAACAGCCAACUGGGUGGUUUGGAGGAUUUUCUGCAGAGAUGUUCCUGCCACAGAACAGAAGACAAAAGCGACCUGAUAAUAACAUUUUAAGAACUCGGUUAUAACGUUUAAUAGUUUAAUCUAAGCUUUAUUAUGAGCACUUGAACUUUAUGAUGUCUACAAUGCCUUUAUUAUUUCUAGUAACUUUUUAGAAAAUGUCUUCACCUGCCUGAAUUGUCUACAAUUAACUUACGGUUACACAUUUUUCUUGUUUUAUCACAUUGAAAGCUUCAAACUGACUCCAGAGGUCCUUCAGUUAUCAGCAACCUUGAAGAAAUAGUGUGUCACAGUCAGAGAGACAGGUGGGAGGGAGGGGGUGACUCUUGUCUCUCACAGCUGAUCAGUAUCACAGUGAGCUACAUGGCUCAUCCUGCGGCUCUGCGCUGCGUCUGGAUGUGGAAACGUUGCGCGCAGGCGAGGCGCGCGUCUCCAAGAGUCAAUGUCGGACAGACAUCCGAGCGCGUCAGUCCAUCAGGAUGAAUCUCUCCUCCUCGCUGAACUCGUCCUCCUGGAGAGCAGAGUCGGUGGUCAUCUCUCUGGGCUUCUCGCUCAUCUUCCUGGUGGGCACCGUGGGGAACUCUCUGGUGCUCGCGGUUCUGCUCCGGAACGGUCAGAUGAACACCAAGACCACCAACCUGUUCAUCCUCAACCUCGGGAUCGCGGAUCUGGGCUUCAUCAUCUUCUGCGUGCCCUUCCAGGCCACCAUCUACACCCUGGAUGAGUGGGUGUUCGGUCCUGUGGUGUGCAAGGUCGUGCACUUCAUCAUCUUCCUCACCAUGUACGCCAGCAUCUUCACCCUGACCGCUGUGUCCCUCGACAGGUAUUUAGCCAUCUGCUACCCGCUCCGCUCCAGAGAGAUGAGAACACCAAAGAAUGCCCUGACCUCCAUCUGCCUGGUUUGGGCCUUGGCGCUGGUUUUCUCGGGCCCGUAUCUCAGCUACUACACACAGAUGGACCUGGCCGGCGCUGUGGUGUGUAUCCCCGCCUGGGAGGCCAAACCUCGCAUCAUCAUGGACGUGUGCACCUUCGUCUUCGGCUACCUCAUCCCCGUCCUGGUGCUCGGCCUCACCUACGCCCGCACCAUCCGAUACCUGUGGACCAGCGUGGAUCCCGUGAAGGACAUGUCAGAGUCGAGGCGCGCCAAGCGGAAAGUCACCAAGAUGAUCAUCAUCGUCGCCGUUCUCUUCUGCCUCUGCUGGCUGCCCCACCACUUGGUCAUCCUCUGCAUGUGGUCUGGAAGCUUCCCCCUCAACCACACCACCUACGUCCUCCGCAUCCUCUCCCACCUGGUGGCUUACACCAACUCCUGCCUCAACCCCAUCGUCUACGCCCUCGUCUCCAAGCACUUCCGCAAAGGCUUCAGGAAGGUGUUCAGCUGCUCGCUCAGGAGGGUGGAGGUGAACAAGGUGCACGUGGUCCAGGCGGUGAACACGGUCAGCAGCGUGGAGACAUCCAACUGAAGACAGCAGCCAAGAACCGGAGCAAGAUGGAGGAGAGGGAGAGCCUACUGAACACCGUGAACUAUGAACAUACCCAGAAACUGUCUUUAGAUGACUCUAUGACCCAAAAGUGUUAAAUUCAUUUCAAUGUCUGUUGAGUAAACUUGUCUAUGAGGAAGACUUCAGGAAAACAGAACAGCUGCUGAUGAACAGAGGAAAAACUUUACUGAUAGAAAAAAUAUUGAAGGUGAUUUUUUUGUCUUUCAGGAGAAUUGUUUUUUCAAUGUACCAAACUGAGUGAAAAAAAAAAAUCAUAUAUAUAUACAAAAAAAUGGAGGUCAUCUCGCUGAUCACUGGUGCAGUCAGACUGAUAAACAGGAGUGAAGAUAAAUCCACUUUCAAUCCCAACAGUUACAAACUAAUCUCUGAGCUCUCCAAAUGCUCCAGAUCAGAGCUGAAUUUCAAUGUGACUCUGGGUGUUUAUUCCUCCAGGAGGUCCGGCUCUGCACCCGACUGCAGCUUGAUUGAUUUCCCCCUUCAAGUUAAUUACACAUUGUGGGUUUAACUGAAGAUUGAAAGCCGCCUCGCCUGAUUUAGCUCAUCACUGUCACCCAAGUUGAAGAGUUUUUCGAUGGCUCACUACAGUUCAGGAUUUUUUAAAAAAUCUCAGAUAAAUCUCACGACGAUCUAAGACGAUUCUGUCUGAGGAGCUGUGGGCGGUUUUGGAAUUGAAUGAUUGAUCGUUAUGCAACCAACAGUUGUCAGACAGAUUUUCAGGGACUUCACUCGAAUAUCUGAAUAUAAAUCUGUUGUGCUGCUGAUUCAGCGACUUGUACAGAUGCCUCCACAAGCCUCGGUGUCUUUUGAAAACGUGCUGCAUGAUGAUCUAUUAUCAGUGGAAACCUGAGUGUUGUAAUGUUGAGUAUUUAUGACCUGCUUGUCACUGAAUAUAAAACAGGUUUCCUUAUCUGUAAAGUGAGACACAUUUGUGUUGUGAUGCAUGCUGACAGUAUUACCGUGGUGUGUACAGAACACGCAGAACAAGAGCUGUUGGAAUAAUAAAUCCAUCAAGU
Molecule: messenger RNA, 2662 nt
Organism: Acanthopagrus latus (yellowfin seabream)
Lineage: Eukaryota; Metazoa; Chordata; Actinopteri; Spariformes; Sparidae
Product: galanin receptor 2a
Exons: 2
Coding region: 627-1610 (327 amino acids)
Biological process (GO): G protein-coupled receptor signaling pathway
Cellular component (GO): membrane
Molecular function (GO): G protein-coupled receptor activity
Source: RefSeq, a predicted model, not a curated record